CUAUUACGCUGCUGUCCGCACGGGGCGUGGGCCUGUAGCUCCAUGUGCGUGCACAGUCCGUGGGCAAUAAGCGCAGCUGAGAGGAACACGGUGCGUUGCUCGGAGAACGAAGAUGGGGAUCGCAAAAGAAAAAGGCGAAACAAGCAUCAUAAUGCAUGAAGAUCUGUUCAACAGGUCGAUCGAACCGUUUCUUACAAACAAAGAGAAGUUGUAUACACCGCUACUGGACAGAGACCCUAAUAACCUUAACGCUCACUUAAAGGUCGGCUUUGAUGACGUCAUCGCAGAACCCAGCUCCACGCACAGUUUUGACGGAGUAUGGAUAUGCAGUCAUGCUGGCUUCGAGCUGGUGAAAUAUGUCUUCUACCGGCUUCUCACCACCAUUCUCGCCGUUCCCUUGGCUUUUGUUGGCGGGAUUGUUUUCGGGGUAUUCAGCUGUAUGCAUAUUUGGGUGGUAAUGCCACUGGUCCGGAGUUUCAUGAUGGCAUUGGCCUCCCUCCAGGUGAUCUGGGCCAGCGUGACAGACCUUUUCUUGGCACCCUUCUUCCAUAGCACUGGCAGGUGCCUGUCUUCCAUCACUGUCAAGGCUGCACAUAACUGACGACCAGUGCGUUUUGGACCAGGCACGCUAGGCGCACAGAUGUUCUCUCCAUGCCACAAUCUCUAUGGCUCAAGAGCCCGACAUGGAGGUGUCCAUUUUUUUAUGGAUUUUUAUUUCCAUAUUUACUCUAUCCAUUGCAUUGUUCUGCAGUUGAAAGUAUGUGACUCCUAGUUGAGUGUAUCAAUAGGUAAAAGGCUAUACUCUAGCUACUCUACCUCACCUGGUAGAGCUGGUUGCACAUGAUGUUAGUAGCACCAAAGUUAUGGGUCUGAUUCCCAGUGAGUACAUGUAAUGUCACACUGGGAAAUAUGUAAAGCACUAUGGAUCAGUGUGUUUGUCAAACGCCAUAAAUGUUUAUAUAUAUA
Messenger RNA from Electrophorus electricus (electric eel), 966 nucleotides. It is a transcript of the gene cav2, whose product is annotated as caveolin 2. Gene Ontology annotation, molecular function: molecular adaptor activity; protein kinase binding. The record is from RefSeq and is a predicted model, not a curated record. Gene Ontology annotation, biological process: insulin receptor signaling pathway; regulation of cytosolic calcium ion concentration; negative regulation of endothelial cell proliferation. Gene Ontology annotation, cellular component: caveola; Golgi apparatus; sarcolemma. Lineage: Eukaryota; Metazoa; Chordata; Actinopteri; Gymnotiformes; Gymnotidae.